Molecule: messenger RNA, 1158 nt
Organism: Orycteropus afer afer
Lineage: Eukaryota; Metazoa; Chordata; Mammalia; Tubulidentata; Orycteropodidae
Gene: MCIDAS
Product: multiciliate differentiation and DNA synthesis associated cell cycle protein
Exons: 7
Coding region: 1-1158 (385 amino acids)
Biological process (GO): negative regulation of cell cycle; negative regulation of DNA replication
Cellular component (GO): nucleus
Source: RefSeq, a predicted model, not a curated record
AUGCAGGCGUGCGGCGGCGGUGCGGCGGGACGCCGGGCCUUCGACAGCAUCUGCCCCAACCGAAUGCUCGAGCUGCCCGGCCGGCCCCUGGGCAAGCCCGGGAAGUUGGAGAGGAAGUUCGCUCCUCCGCGGAAGUUCUUCCCUCCGGGUAGCAGCGGCAGCCCGGUAUCCGUGUACGAAGAUCCCACGCAUGCGGAGCCUGCUGAGCUCCCAGCCCUCACCACCAUAGACCUGCAGGACCUCGCAGACUGCUCCUCGCUACUCGGGUCCGAGGCUCCGCCUAGUGGUAACCUCGCCGCCUUGCAGAACCAUUCACUGGAACCAGAACCGGAUUUUGUCGAUCUGCAGGAUUUCAGAGACACGGUGGACGAUCUAAUUGCAGACUCGUCCUCUUUAAUGUCACCCCCCUUGGCCGGCGGAGACUUCCCUUUCUCGCCCUGUGAUGUGUCGCCGUUCGGAGCCAGCCUCUCUCCGCAGACAGACCUGCGGACUCUGCACUCGCCGCCGCUGCGCCCUCCAGACGUGACCCAACCCGAGCAGUACUGGAAGGAGGUGGCGAACCAGAAUCAGAGGGCGUUGGGGGACGCGCUCGUGGAAAAUAACCAACUGCACGUGACGCUGACCCAGAAGCAGGAGGAGAUUGCCUCGCUUAAAGAGCGGAACGUGCAAUUGAAGGAACUAGCCAGCCGGACCCGGCACUUGGCCUCAGUACUGGAUAAACUGAUGAUUACUCAGUCCCGGGAAUGCCGGGCGGCAGCAGAGCCUUUCAUGCUCAAGGCGACGGCCAAAAGGAGUCUAGAGGAGCUGUUCAGCGUUGCUGGCCAGGAUUGCGCCGAAGUGGACGCCAUCCUGAGAGAAAUUUCCGAGCGCUGUGAUGAAGCCCUGCAGAACCACGACCCUAAGCGGCCCCGGCUGCAGCCAGAGCCCGCGAACACGGACGGCAGGCCCGGGAAUUUGCACGGGGCCUUUCGGGGGCUGCGUACUGACUGCAGCCAGCGCGCGCUGAACCUGAGCCACAGCGAGCUGGAGGAGGGCGGCUCUUUCAGUACUCCCAUCCGCAGUCACAGCACCAUCCGUACGCUCGCCUUCCCCCAGGGCAAAGCUUUCACCAUUCGGACAGCCAAUGGGGGUUACAAAUUCCGCUGGGUACCCAGUUGA